Messenger RNA from Trichobilharzia szidati, 2551 nucleotides. NCBI's taxonomy places the organism in Eukaryota, Metazoa, Platyhelminthes, Trematoda, Strigeidida, Schistosomatidae. The record is from the annotation of a GenBank genome assembly.
GAUGAUGAUGAAGAUGUUGACGACGACGGCAACGGCGGCGAUGGCGACGAUUCAAAAACCACAAUCGGAUUUAAACAGUCUUAUCGCUGAAGCUGAAGAAAAUGCACAAAAACUUGUCUUGAAAAAUUAUAUUCCAACGCUAAUCAUAAUCACAUGUUUUCUUGUCUUCAUAAGCAUUUUUGGUCUAAUUGGCAAUUGGUUAGUAGUGCAUACAAUCGGUAGACAUAUAUUCCGCAGAUCUUUUCACCUGUUAGAACGUUGUCUACGCGUUCUGUGUGUGUUCUGUUGUCGACGAAACAAACCUCUUGAAUAUCAACAAACCCAACUACAUGUAUAUCAAUGUCGUGAUGAUGGCAAUCAUCAAAGCCAACUGACUAAUUGCCUUGAUGUAAAUCAAUUCAGAACACCAAGUCUUGUACCACUUGGUCAUUUAUCGAAUUCCACUGAAGAGAAAUUACACAGACAACAUGAGCCUGGCAUAAACGCUACUACUACUACUACUACCGCUACUACGAAUGGUUUACCACAAACAGUUCAACAUACAACAACAGACGGUAGUACAGAAUAUUUAGGCAGUCGACAGAAUAUCCACCGAUCUUCAUCAGUUAAGCGUCCGACUACACAAACAAAUCUUAACUCUGACCUGUUAAUUGUCCUGCUAGCAAUUAAUGAUUUAAUUAUUUGUGCUGUUGACAUACCCACGACAAUAUUUCUUAUUGUCUGGGAGACAAGAACAUAUGAUUUUAUGUGUCGUUUACAUGUAACACUGAAAGCAUUCACACUGACUGUUUCUGCCCUGUUUCUAGUCAUUAUUGCUUUAGACCGUUGGCUGUUGAUCUGUUUUAUCCCAUGUAUUAUCAUGACGAAAAGGUGUAUUAUGAAGUUGAUUAUUAUCACGUAUAUAUUAGGUUUAUUAUGGGCAAUCCCGAUGGGAUUACACCAAGGUGUACAUACGUAUUUUAAAAUAAGUACAGUGGAUAAAUUAGUACCUAAUGAUAUUGAAGCGUAUAUUAUGCUCCAAGAAUUAUCAUCAUCAUCGUUAUCAUCCUCGCCAUCAUCAUCAUCUUCUGUAUCUUCAAUGAAACAUUCUUCAUCAUCAUUCACGUAUAUUUCAUCAAAAUGUCUUGAUUUGAUUACUUCAUUUACAAAUUAUGGCUACUGUAAAUCAGAUGAACGUUUUAUAUCGAGCAGUGGUUAUGAAAUCUAUCAAAUGUCUAUCCUGAUUUUAUUUGCUUUCAUAUUCACAUGUAUAUGCCUGUUCUACGGUUACUUGUUCUUCUUCAUACUAGUGCAUCAAUAUCGUUGGAGGACGAAAUUUGCACCGAGAACUAUCUUAAUUAAACCCACCCCUGCUCAUGAGAAGAUAAUCAGUGAAAAUUCAGUCAAUUCCUCAAAUAAUAACUUUAAUUCUACACAUAGAAAGCAGAUGUUAUCAAAGACAGAAAUCGAUGACAAGUAUAACAGGGAAAGAUUUCCAAGUGUACAGAUGGCAGAGAUGAAUAUAACAGCAACAACAACAACAAGAAGUCAACAAGAUCCUUGCAAUAUACGCAUUACGCAUAGUGAUCCACUGAUCUAUACAAAUGUAGAAAUAGCCAGCUAUCAACAGCAACAGAAUACCCCCAGUGGAAAUAUACAACCGCAAAUAUCAAUCAGUAGACCUGAAGAUAAAAAAAGUAUACCUGAAAGCAAAACAAAAAGAUCUUUGCUAUUCAAACCAAUGAAAAGGUCUACACGACCAAGAAUAUCGCAUAAUCGACAUAUGCGAAGUGCAAUUACCUUUAUAUUGAUAACAGUAAGCUUUUUAAUCUCUUAUUUACCAAGUUUGUUAAUUGCUAAUGGAUUUAUAUGGCCAGUGAAAUGGGAAUUAUCAACAGACACUACUACGAUAGACCAGUCAUCGAGUUAUAAUAAUUAUCAUCAAAUAAAAAAUACGAGUCAAAAUGGUACGUCGCAAAUUCUUACUGAUGAAAGUCUACUGAGCAACUCUGAUUCUUUUCAAUUGGUUGACCCGACAGACAGUUAUCCCUCUAUACAAUCUAAUGAGUAUACUACUAACAAUAAUAAUAAUAGUAGUAUAACAUCCAGUGUUGAGAUUAAAUAUCAUCUGAGACGAUUAUUUCACUUUUUAUACUUUAUAAAUUCAGCGGCAAAUCCAUUAAUUUAUUUCUUUUUCAAUCUAAAAUUUCGUGCUGCAUUAAAACGUUUAUUGACCAGUAUGAGUUCGUGUUUUACAUUUAAGAAUUGAACACGCCAACUAUACUAUUCGUGUGAGUAUGCGCUUGGAGAAUAUGAUGCGUCGUUACACAUCUUUGUAGAAGUCAUCAAAUCUAUCGGACGUGUACAUUAUUGCUUAUACUUAGAUGUAUGUGCCAUUGACAUUUGUAUGGUCUUUUCUAGUUGUGAUAUCAUGAUCAUAUCACGGUCAAUACGACGAUUAAUAAUAAUCAUAAUCAUAAUAAUACUAAUGAGUUAUUUUCUAUCAAAAACUGUAUGAUCCCUAAGAGAGACAGAGAAACAGAGAGAAAUCAAUCACUAGGAGGCCAGUCAG